CUUAGCCUUUACGCUUGCUUAUCUUUUUUUAUUGUUUUCGAUCACGCUGUGACAUUUCGCGAAAUUUGUUCUCGUUUCACAACACAUAACACUCGAAACGCGAAUUCACUAAUUGUGGAAGAUGUGACGCGCAAAAUAAAACAGGAUGCAGAAGAAAUGAAGCUGCUAGAAGAGUACACGAAGAUAGAAGAAUGGUUGACAGAGAAGAAUGUAGAUGGACAGCGGGAAAUUCAACACUCGAUUGUAUUCUACAAGCAUGGUGCUAACAACAUGGUGUCAGCAGAAAAUUCAAAUAAAUUACAAAUGAAUGCAGCAUGGUUAAAAGGCAUCGCUACUGAAGAUGUAAAUCUUACAUCCCGAUUCAUCCCGCAUUCUGAAGCUGGACUUGUAGAAACUUAUCUGUUAAUAAGAGAUAUACUGAAUUUACAAACAAUAGAUGAGUCACAAGACCCACUGUCAGUUAGUAAUAAGGAUUUCGCAGAAAGUUCAGUUAAGUUUAAGCAGAGAAAGAAUACAAAACUAUUGAAGGAACAUAAAGAAUCUAUGAAACGUAUAAAGCAACCUGAAAACUGGAAAAUAAAUUUGAAGAAAAAUGCUAGAUUAAAGGGGGAAGAAUACAUUGGGGUUGGAGGCAAAAUAGUGCCAGCUAAAAAGAUGGGACAUCCCUGCAUUUGUCGCAUGCAUUGUGCGGAAAAGAUAGAUGAGAAGGAACGCGAGGAAUUGCACAAGUCUUUUUGGAGGAUCUAUACAUGGCAACAGCGAAAGCAAUAUAUCGCCAAAUCUGUCAAAGAAUCUCCGAAACAACGUACUCGAUUGCGCAACAAUGUUCAGCCAGAGCAUUCUUCGAGAUGCCGGCAGGUAACCUUCACGUAUUCUCUCUUAUCGAAUGGUGAAUUCAUCACUGUGUGCAAGUCAAUGUUUCUCAGCACAUUCGCAAUAUCUGAAAAGUUCGUGCGACAUGUGAUGGAGAAAAAACGAAUGUCACCAAGUGGUAUCAUCGAACCAGACCAAAGAGGUAGGCACACACCAAAAACUAAGAAAAGUGAGGACAUAAAAGAGCGAGUGCGUGAACAUAUUAGAUCCUUUCCAUCCGAGAAAUCGACAGAUCCUAAGGAUCGUAGUGGUAGAUGUUAUUUGGACGCAAAUCUAAACAUAGCCACAAUGCAUAAAUCCUAUGUGUUAAAGUGCAAACAGACAGGUGUACCUGAAAGUGAUAUAGUGAAAGAAAGUUAUUAUAGAGAAAUAUUUAAGACCGAAUUCAAUCUUGGUUUUAAACGUGUGCAAGCUAAGGAAAAGAAACUGAUGUCGAAUGUUAGUUGAGAUAAAGAAUGCAAGAAAUAAAUUUGAAUAUAAAAAAAUAUUUCACGUUGGUGCCUAAUGAUUACAAACAUUAAAAUUAUUUAACAUUAAAAUUAAAAAAUUAUUAAAUGAUACAAUAACAAAAAA
Atta colombica is the source of this 1446-nucleotide messenger RNA. RefSeq lists its product as uncharacterized. The record is from RefSeq and is a predicted model, not a curated record. The transcript has 4 exons. The annotation marks the transcript as partial. NCBI's taxonomy places the organism in Eukaryota, Metazoa, Arthropoda, Insecta, Hymenoptera, Formicidae.